AUGCGGAGUGCGUCAUUACGCCACUGCAGCAGCGUCCGCCCCUGGCCUUCGCUACGAAGCGGAUCUCUGUUUACCGGAUGCUUUAAUGUUGCUCUGACUCGGCAAAUUGGGCGGGAGGUGCGCCGCUUCCACAGCAGCGGCAGCGGCAGCAAUAGAGGCCACAGUAGUGCCGCCUCCGGUAUUAAUAUUCCAAAGGUGCCGCGCCCGCAAGGACUCGAGGGGUCAGCCACGAAAGAAGCUGCGAGAGAUGACCUCCCACCCAUUAUUGACACACCGGCUCCCCCACGGCCCGCUUUCUACGUCCCACCGGAGAAGCGCGAUCCUUCUGACGAAUCUCUAGCUUUCUUGAAGCCCGGCAGCCCGUUGCAGCACUUGGCGCAGCACCAAGUAGAAGCUCCGCUCCCUGGCGAACUCGACCGUGUCCCUUUCCUCGCUGCGCGCGAGAAAGCUGCGCUAACGUACAUGGACGCGGAUGCGGCGCGAGUGCAGAGCACCAGCGUGCACGCCGGGCAACCACUGCUGCACAGACGCUCCGUAGUGGACACAAGUAGCUACUACUACACCUCACCGCACGAGGAACUAGGCAAGGGGCCGUCGAGCACGGCGGGCAGCGUAGGCGUGUCCCACCGUUGUCGCCUUCACACACUGCAGGACGCCGCGCCGCGCAGUGCUGAUGCAGACUACAGGGCCCCGUUGGAGCACGGCGGAGGCGGCAGCACGCCCAAAGAGCGCAGCAUCUUCACCGAAUCGCACGAGUUUGCCGCGGUGGACAAGUCCGUAGACGAGACGGAGGACGAGAUGCAGCGCGCGGCGCCCAAGCCGGCCGUAAAGCAGCUGGAGGCGGACAUCAAGAAGCUGGAGUACUAUUAUGGCACUCAGCAGUAUGAGAAGCAGCUGGCUGACUUCCGCAAAAAGUACGGAGAGGACGGCAACGAUUAUAGCAAGGCAGCGGGCGGUCGAACCUACACCGCGCACGAGGUGGAUCGCGGUCUGGACACGCAGCCCAUUGAUUACCUGCGCAGUAGCCCCAAACUGCAAGUCCAGCUCGUUUCCGGGCUGCGUGCAUACGAUCCUGUUACCAUCAUGCAGCAACAAGGUGUCAUGCGCUUUCAAGGGUACGCCUUUCCUCCUACGGUGGAACUGGGCAAGCUGAAGGGCGACUCUGAUCACCUGAAGGUGUUGCACGACGCGCACAAGAGCCAUCCGCUGGUUGUGCGCGUGCGAAGGAGCUUUAAUGCGUUGAUUGGGCGAACAGACGCCCGAGACGACUACGUGGCUGAGGGGGAUAAACCAAAGGAGGACACCCACCUGAUGUAUCGCACCCUCGGUCUUGAUGCGGUGCAGCGACGGCAGAUGCGCUACAUGCUCACGGACUUUGACCACGCAGAUCGCCACACCACCUUCCACGUGAUGAUGUCCUACCCGUACACAGAUUGGCUGCAUGUGUUCUACAUGGUGUUGGUGGGCUGGUGCUUGUAUCAGCUGCAGGUGCGGUGGGGUGCCUACGGGUUUUACGAUGAGUACAUGGGAUUAGACUUACGGCAGGCCCCGCGGCUGGAGAAGCCGUUGCUGGCCGGCAUUACCGUUACCGUGAUGGUAUUUCUUCUCUUUCAGCCGCUUCUCGUGGCCAGCGUUGCAACCACGCGUGCGUAUCGUAUCAUCAUGCGACGUCCCAUUGGCCCACCGUAG
Leptomonas pyrrhocoris is the source of this 1689-nucleotide messenger RNA. RefSeq lists its product as hypothetical. Lineage: Eukaryota; Euglenozoa; Kinetoplastea; Trypanosomatida; Trypanosomatidae. The transcript has a single exon. The coding region runs from base 1 to 1689 and encodes 562 amino acids. The record is from RefSeq and is a predicted model, not a curated record.